Molecule: messenger RNA, 2199 nt
Organism: Capsicum annuum
Lineage: Eukaryota; Viridiplantae; Streptophyta; Magnoliopsida; Solanales; Solanaceae
Product: polyubiquitin
Exons: 2
Coding region: 448-2049 (533 amino acids)
Biological process (GO): modification-dependent protein catabolic process; protein ubiquitination
Cellular component (GO): nucleus; cytoplasm
Molecular function (GO): ubiquitin protein ligase binding; protein tag activity
Source: RefSeq, a predicted model, not a curated record
UUUGCUUAUCCCUUUUUCACAAACAAUUCACAAAAUUCUCCACCUUCUCAGUUAUCAAUAAAAAGCUCUCUUUCUCUCUCUCUCUCUCUCUCUCGUUUGAUUCCCUUCCCCCGUCUACAAGGUACGCUCUUCUUCUCUUUUCCAUCUCCUUAUUCUCGAAUUGCUCUUUGUUGAUAUUUUCUGUAAUUUGUUGUCGUUGAUGAUGCUUUUGUGUAAAUUUUUUAUCGUUGAUGUUCGUUCUGCUUUAGAUCUGAUAACUUUAAUUUGAUAUGAAACAGAUCUGAUGAUAUCGCAAUUUUUUCCUUUGUUUAUAAUCUAUUUUGCUUAAUAAAUCGCGGGAUUUGCGUGAUUUUAUUAGAUCUAGAUAGAUCUAAUUGAUGUGAUUUGAGGAGUAUUUGAGCUAUACAGAGUUGUGAACAAGGAAGAAGUUGGAAAUAGAAUUGCAAGAUGCAAAUCUUUGUUAAGACCCUCACCGGAAAGACCAUCACUCUCGAGGUUGAGAGUUCUGACACAAUCGAUAAUGUUAAGGCAAAGAUUCAAGACAAGGAAGGAAUUCCCCCUGAUCAGCAAAGGUUGAUCUUUGCUGGAAAGCAGUUGGAGGAUGGCAGAACUCUUGCUGACUACAACAUCCAAAAGGAGUCCACCCUCCACCUUGUCCUUCGUCUGCGUGGUGGCAUGCAGAUCUUUGUGAAAACAUUGACGGGGAAGACAAUUACUCUUGAGGUUGAGAGCUCUGACACUAUUGAUAACGUCAAAGCUAAAAUCCAAGAUAAGGAAGGAAUUCCUCCAGAUCAACAGAGAUUGAUCUUCGCCGGGAAACAGUUGGAGGAUGGUAGAACUCUUGCUGACUACAAUAUCCAAAAGGAGUCCACCCUUCACCUUGUACUUCGUCUGCGUGGUGGCAUGCAGAUCUUUGUGAAAACUUUGACUGGGAAGACAAUUACUCUUGAGGUUGAGAGCUCUGACACUAUUGACAAUGUCAAGGCAAAAAUCCAAGAUAAGGAAGGAAUUCCUCCAGACCAACAGAGAUUGAUCUUCGCUGGAAAGCAGUUGGAGGAUGGAAGAACUCUUGCUGACUACAACAUCCAAAAGGAGUCCACCCUUCACCUUGUCCUUCGCCUGCGUGGUGGCAUGCAGAUCUUUGUGAAAACCUUGACUGGAAAGACUAUUACCCUUGAGGUUGAGAGCUCAGACACUAUUGACAAUGUUAAGGCAAAAAUUCAGGACAAGGAGGGCAUUCCUCCAGAUCAGCAAAGGUUGAUUUUUGCUGGAAAGCAACUCGAGGAUGGUCGUACCCUUGCUGACUACAAUAUUCAGAAGGAAUCAACCCUCCAUCUGGUGCUGCGGCUGAGAGGUGGUAUGCAGAUCUUUGUAAAGACAUUGACAGGGAAGACCAUCACCCUUGAGGUGGAGAGUUCUGACACCAUUGACAAUGUCAAGGCUAAAAUUCAAGAUAAGGAAGGAAUCCCACCGGACCAGCAAAGGUUGAUUUUUGCCGGGAAACAGCUUGAGGAUGGAAGGACUCUAGCAGAUUACAACAUCCAGAAGGAAUCAACCCUCCAUCUGGUGCUGCGCCUGAGGGGUGGUAUGCAGAUUUUCGUUAAGACAUUGACUGGAAAGACCAUCACCUUGGAGGUUGAGAGUUCAGACACCAUCGAUAAUGUGAAAGCAAAGAUCCAAGACAAAGAAGGGAUUCCACCAGACCAGCAGCGUUUGAUUUUUGCUGGCAAGCAGCUUGAGGAUGGGAGGACUCUUGCUGAUUACAACAUCCAGAAAGAGUCCACACUCCAUUUGGUGCUCCGUUUGAGAGGAGGAAUGCAAAUCUUUGUCAAGACGCUGACUGGGAAGACGAUCACCUUGGAGGUGGAGAGCUCAGAUACCAUUGACAAUGUGAAGGCUAAGAUUCAGGAUAAGGAGGGUAUCCCGCCAGACCAGCAGAGGCUGAUUUUUGCUGGUAAGCAGCUGGAGGAUGGUCGCACCCUUGCUGAUUAUAACAUUCAGAAAGAAUCAACUCUUCACCUUGUUCUUCGUCUCCGUGGUGGCUUUUGAGAAUUUAAUGCUCUUAUGACUGGUUUCUGCUUCGAUCCUUUGGUCGAAAGAUGUUUUUAAGACUUCUGGUUUUGCUUUGGUGACAUUGUGUUUGUGUGCUUUGAACUAUCGUUUCUGGAAUAAAUUUAGCUAUGCUACUAUUUACUAUGA